Messenger RNA from Closterium sp. NIES-67, 1625 nucleotides. The record is from the annotation of a GenBank genome assembly. Lineage: Eukaryota; Viridiplantae; Streptophyta; Zygnematophyceae; Desmidiales; Closteriaceae.
UUCACCCAAUUCUUUCAUCCCGCAACGACCAUCCUGAUUUUCUUUUGUUUGUGUGAAUAGGUCACUGACUCGCCAUUACGCUAAAGCAGCAACAGCCAGAUUCUUGCGGAGUCCUUCAGCCUCCAGUAGGUGACAACUUGGCUAGUAUAAGCACCAGCAAACCACUCAUGGAUCCUCGUGACUCCUGCUUCUCGUCCCUCGAAGCUGUCAAGGCAGGUUUCGACACCGACACGGAGCAUAUUAUGACGAAGUCCGAUGUUGGAAACCGUCAUUUGAUCCCUGCUAGGGGCCUCUUUCUUCCAACCCAGAGCUUCGGAGGGAAUAACGUCUGGAGCACUGUCAUUUCCCCUCACGCCUUCAACAUCGCGGAUCUCGACGAUAAGGACGGCAGUGAGAGCGCUAGUAGCAUCAGCGACGAGCGCGACGACAGCUACGAAUGCAACGAGAGCGACGAACGCGACGAAAGCGACGAGAGCGACGAGUGCGACGGUAGCGACGAGUCGUCGGACGACACCUGCUCCACCGCAUCCACCUUCUCCUGCUUCUCGCCUCGAUCCGCUUCCGUCGCCAGCGGGGAUGGCGAUGACUCAUCGGACGGCCUUCCGGACGACAGAAUCUUGGAUGACUCAUCGUCGAACUCAUCUGACGGCCCCGUGUCUCCCAAGUCCGUGCUUCGGCGACGAUCCCCGGCGGAGCUUGAUUGGGAUUCCGAGGAAUCCGCCGGUUUGGAAAGACCUAAAACCCUGAGCCGCGCCGCGUCAAUUACUAACCAGGAGAUUCGGCUUCCCGACGACCUUUACAUACAUGGCAGCUCCGCUUCUGCUGAUCCAGCCUGCUCGCGUCGCACACCGCCGCCUUUCACGGCUACGAUUGUCCGUCACCGCUACUGCAAUGCACAUACCGCCGCCCCUCCUCCGAUUUCCAGCAUUCUCGGUCAGCCGAAUGGGUUCCCUGCUAUCGGCGUGGCCUCUGCGUUUCCCCCUUCGCGCAAUGGGUUCUUAGGGUGUGCCCAGAUUGUGCCUCAGCAGCAGAUGAGCCCGAUGUACUGGCAGCAGAUGCACCUGAACCAGAUGCACCUGAACCAGAUGCACCUGAACCAGAUGCAUCUGAACCGGAUGCCCCUGAACCAGAUGCACCUGAAUCAGAUGCGCCUGCAGCAGGCAAUGUACCUCCAGCAGCAGCAGCAGCAGCAGCAACAGCAGCAACAGCAGCAACAGUGGCAGUGGAUGGAGCAGCAGCACAAGCAUUUGCAUGCUGCAGUUGAAAGGCCUGCAGAAAUCUGCCAGCGUAGGUUUCUUCCCCCACGCUUCCCACAGCCACAAAAGGCUGCAGGUACAGGUGUAUAUAUUCCUGGUAGGGCAUGAUGGGUUACUUGACGCCUCCCCCCUUGAAUGGCUGGAUGCUGCUGCUGGUUGCUACAUUGUACUCUUUCUGGUACAUUGCGUAACCAUCAGCAGCAUACCAAAGCUCAAUAACUUGUGAUUGAUUUAGUAAAUAGCUUGGGGGUAUACUUUCCUUAAUAGUAGUAUGUUUGGACACAGAUUCGUGUACCAGAAAUAGAUACAAGAUGUUCAGGAGAGUUUUUGCAGCUCUACAUCAGGCCUAUCACAAAAUCAUUAUUAGCA